Sorex araneus (European shrew) is the source of this 723-nucleotide messenger RNA. RefSeq names its product zinc finger protein 239-like. The transcript is spliced from 3 exons. Gene Ontology annotation, molecular function: RNA polymerase II cis-regulatory region sequence-specific DNA binding; DNA-binding transcription activator activity, RNA polymerase II-specific. Gene Ontology annotation, biological process: regulation of transcription by RNA polymerase II. The record is from RefSeq and is a predicted model, not a curated record. The coding region runs from base 1 to 723 and encodes 240 amino acids. Lineage: Eukaryota; Metazoa; Chordata; Mammalia; Eulipotyphla; Soricidae. Gene Ontology annotation, cellular component: nucleus.
AUGAGCAAUGAUUCCUGCAAUCGUUUAGGAGAGAAGCAGAUGUACCCUGAUGUUAGUGACCAGCACCAAACUCAGAAGCGGCAACAUAAGUGGACCCACACCGGGGAGAGGCCAUAUGACUGCAAGCUGUGUGGGAAGAGUUUCAAGACUCGCUUCACUCUGCUUCAGCACAGCCGGACUCACACCGGGGAGAGCCCAUAUGACUGCGAGCAGCAUGAGAAAAGCUUCAGUACUCGUUCCGUCCUGCAUAAACACAGCCUGAUCCACACCGGGAAGAAGUCGUAUGAAUGUGAGCAGUGUGGGAAGAGUUUCAAGACUCGCUCCAAUCUGCAUCAGCACAACCCGUUACACACGGGGGAGAGGCCUUAUGACUGCGAGCAGUGUGGGAAAAGCUUCAGGUUUCGCUCCAGUCUGCAUCACCACAGACUGAUUCACACUGGGGAGAGGCCAUAUGACUGCGAGCAGUGUGGGAAAAGAUUCGGGACUCGCUCGGAAUUGCGUAGGCACAGCCGGACCCACAGUGAGGAGAGGCCAUAUGGCUGCGAGCAGUGUGGGAAAAGCUUCAAGGCUCGCUUCACUCUUCUUCAACACAAAAUGAUCCACACUGAUGAGAGGCCGUAUGACUGUGAACAAUGUUUCCACAGCCCGUGCACCAACCGGGACCACCACGUGAUGCACACGAUCCAGAGUCGCUUCCAGUGUCCUAAGUGCAACAAGGCAUAA